Magnolia sinica is the source of this 519-nucleotide messenger RNA. Its product is annotated as profilin. Gene Ontology annotation, molecular function: actin monomer binding. The coding region runs from base 78 to 473 and encodes 131 amino acids. Lineage: Eukaryota; Viridiplantae; Streptophyta; Magnoliopsida; Magnoliales; Magnoliaceae. Gene Ontology annotation, cellular component: cell cortex. The transcript is spliced from 3 exons. The record is from RefSeq and is a predicted model, not a curated record.
UCCGAAUCGUUCUAUCACUCCUCUUCGGAAAAAAAGAAGAAGAAAGAAGAAACAAUUCCCAGAAGAAAGAAGAGAAGAUGUCGUGGCAAAUAUACGUCGACGAUCAUCUGAUGUGUGACAUCGACGGUAAUCAUCUCACGGCCGCAGCGAUCAUCGGCCACGAUGGAAGCGUCUGGGCUCAAAGCGCCGCCUUCCCUCAGUUUAAGCCCGAAGAGAUCACCGGUAUUAUGAAUGACUUCAAUGAACCGGGGUUCCUUGCCCCCACUGGCUUAUUCCUUGGGGCUACGAAGUACAUGGUAAUCCAAGGAGAGGCUGGAUCUGUGAUCCGUGGAAAGAAGGGUUCCGGCGGCAUCACUAUAAAGAAGACCAGCCAAGCUCUAAUUUUUGGGAUCUACGAGGAGCCCUUGACUCCUGGCCAGUGUAACAUGAUUGUUGAGAGGAUGGGUGAUUACCUCAUUGACCAGGGCCUGUAGAGAGCUCUUCAGAUUCCACACUAUUUCAUUUCUUUUCUUGAUUCGU